UUACGUCAAAGGACAGUUGGUAGUGCCGACUAGGAACCGGAAGAUUAUGCUGGGUUAUAAAGAUAGCUUCAAAUGUCGCAGCUCCAAGUAUCUCAGUUAGCAAAAUACAGAAUUAUCUGUCGUGGAACUGCGAGAGAAGAAGCAUGUUGAAGUUAACGAGUAUUUGUGGGCUAGUCGUCUUUGGCCUACUAUCCACAGUUCAAUGUCUUUUGGACAGCUCAUUGCUUGACGCUUUAGAUUCCACAGUCUUGGCCCUGGAAGAUGAACGGUCAACUAAAGAUUUUACCGCAAAAGUCUUGCCUGUUUUUCCAAUACCACUUGUACCAAAAGCAAGACCAGGUGAACCUAAGAUAAUUCCAUUUUCAAAAACGUUUGGAAAAAAAGUUUUCAGAAAAAUCUCAUCUGCGAGAAGAAGAUCUUACAAGAAAAGACCGUCUGCUAGGAAAACAAAUAUGAAGACGAGGGUAUCUUUAAACCGAAAUUUGCAGGCAAUGAAUCAGAUUCAAAAUAGCAUGUUGGAAGCUGCUGCAAUGCGUCAAAAGCUUAACACUGCAUCAAUACAGCAACUUAUAAAGAAGGCUUGUAAUGCUGGACAGUAUAUCUUUGCUCGUCAAAUGCUUGGGCAUAAUCUUUAUAAUCUCCUCGAUGGUGGGGAAGGAAAAAGAAGCCGAAGAAGUGUUGUUUCUGCAAAACAGAUACUGAACAACGUGCAGUCGAGUAUUGGCAGCGAUCAAUACAAGAAACUUUUAGCGUAUGAUGGCGGAGUCACUCUUGGCUUUGCGUUUGAUACGACCGGGAGCAUGGGUGAUGAAAUGGACAGAGCCAAGACGCUUGCAAGAGGCAUCGUGAAUUUCAAAAGAUUAGCCGCAGUUGAUUAUGUGCUUUCACCAUUCAACGAUCCAGUUACAAAUGUAUAUCAUGGUCCCGUUGAAUUCAGACUAUAUGAGGAAAAAGAAGACUUUGUUCGUCUCAUCGAUGACUUAAAAGCAAGUGGUGGAGGAGAUUGUAAAGAAAUGACAAUUAACGGAAUCCACAGCCUAUUCAAUGCUCCGAUUGCGCAAUCUUCUCCAGUGUAUGUCUUCACUGAUGCCGGCGCAAAGGAUGCAACUGAUGAGAAUGUAGAGGCUUUAAAAGACUUGGUUGGCAUGUACAAAGCACGACUCAAUUUCUUCCUUUCGUAUAGCGGUUGUUUGAGGUCGGAAGACAUACAAUUGUACGAGUCUUUAGCUGAAUCAACUGGUGGACAAAUACUGUACUUCUCUUCUUCAUCAAAGAUUGCACUGAUGGACAGGUUGAUUCAGAACACCCUUAUUGGUGGAAGUAGCAUUCCAGUGAUUCAGCAUCAGAGGCAAAGGAGGGCGGCUGACUUCAUUGAUUAUUCUAUUACAGUUGACAACACUGUAGAGACUUUGAGCACUACGGUUAUGUCCACUGGUUCUUCAAAGCUGGCUCGCUUGUACAAUCCAAGUGGCAAUUUGCAAGUUGGUGAAAAUACAGGCAAAGGCAGCACAUUAUUUUUGAUCAAGAAACCAGUGUCUGGUGUGUGGAAGCUCUCUGUUCCGGCUAGUUCGGCCAACCGCUAUGUGGCAGCCAACUGUAUAAGUUUCGAGAAUAUUGACUUCGAAUACAACUUUUUGGUGGAAGCUAAAGUCUUUGGAAAAACCAAGUCAGUUGCCUCUAAAUCACCGAUCAAAGGUAAAACUGCCAAAGUCGUGAUAACCAUUCCAGCGCACAGAAGAACCAAGACUUCCUCGCUCAAACUGAAGGUGGUUAACAGCGUUUUCAAGCCGUCAACAACGAUUUCUCUGAAGCAAUAUGGGAGGACAGCUGGGCGAUAUCUUGCUACAUUUCCAACUCCAGCACACGACUUUAAAUUGAUUGUCGAGGGGAUGACAAGGGAGAACACGCGCUUUGAAAGGCUUGGCAAGGGUAUUAUAAAGCCACGGACUUUAUUUUUUCACUUAUUCUCUGCGCCAAGAGGAUUUGCACUCAAUUCGGGGUCGUCUCGUUCAACAAUACUGACGUUUGCCUUACACAACACCGGUGCAAGGGAAAAUUUUGAAGUCAAAACGAAUGAAUUGGGAAAGACGGUGGUUAAUGUUCCCAAGAGGGUUUAUGGCAUUCCUGGAAGAAUGUCUGUCUUCAUGAUACCAUUCAGAGCGCCAAAGGGGUCAAAGAAAGAUGAAAUACACAACGUGGUUAUAACCGUCGUUGGCAAGACGACCGGCGCUAAAGCGAGCAAAUGUAUUCAGUUAUUCGUUGUAUAGACACUGACAAGUUGAAGUUGUGAUUACUUUAUACUUAGUUGCUGAAAGUGUAAAAACUGCAGUUUAAUGACGUCAUACUCAACAGGACAGAAUACGAAGAUAAAACUUUUGAAGUUACAUUGUUAGCAUAUGUAUUUCCUAUGUACAGCAUUUAAAAAAAUGGGUUUAGGAGUCCGAGGGCUAGCUUGUUAAGAAAUGAAGCACUUUCAGGUUAUCAGGCUACUACUCGUGUUUCUUAUCGUCAGAUGUAGUCUCGAGUAGAGCAUGAACGAGGGAAUGAGAAUAAUCGGGGGAUAGGGGGAGGCUGCUGUUUUGAUAUUUUUCCAUAUGAUAAUAGUUUUGGGGUUGAAAUAAGGCUGGAAAAAUUUAAAAUGGUCGUUUUCCUUUUUUAAAGUUAUACACCUACCUUUUUAUAUUAGUUAUUAAGACCUAAAUUAAUAGAUUAAGUUGUCCUUAGUUAAUACAUUUGCUAAGGAGGGAUUAUUCAAAAGUCAUCUUGAAGGUCAUUUCAAUUUUUCACGGAUUAACUAAAGGGGGAUUGGAAUAAAAGUAUGGAGUUCUAAAGUAGGAAUUGCCUUUUGGAUUCCAUUAUCAACAAUGCAGUCUCCAGCUCAACAUAAAUUAUGGAGAAGAGCCUAGAGCUCCCUCACUGCGGCUCCUACAACUGCUAUGCAUUUCUCAUUAUGUAGUCUGUUUACCGCUUACUGUUAUAAACGAAUACCAGUGUAUUUUCUAAUCGUAGUUGUUUAUUUUUGUUCAUUCUUUUAACAUUGCCAUUUCAUUUAUAAAUAGCUUGAAACAAAUGUCCUACCAAAUUAGCAACCAACAGAUUUACAUAGAACAGCUUACAACGCCAAU
Messenger RNA from Rhopilema esculentum, 3125 nucleotides. RefSeq lists its product as uncharacterized. The record is from RefSeq and is a predicted model, not a curated record. NCBI's taxonomy places the organism in Eukaryota, Metazoa, Cnidaria, Scyphozoa, Rhizostomeae, Rhizostomatidae.